AUGAAGACACGAGGAACAGUUGAGCAUAUGAAUAACAGAAGUAAAAAUCGCUUUAAAGAUGGUCUACCUUUAUUGGAUCCUAUUGAUGACAUGGGAAUUAAAGACGAAGGUCUUAAAUCAAUAGUUCAGAAAAUUGAAGCACUAGAACAUAAACUGUACACUCAUCCGAUGCAAAAAGAUACAGAUCGUGAAUCUCUUUAUCAGUUGUGCGAACAGAAAUCCAAAUUUGAUGAAGAUAUAAAGCAAGCCAAAAAGGAGAUAAAAAAAUGUCGAACAGUUUUACAAAUGGACGAACUAAAGUGCAGAAAAAGAGUUUUACGAAGAUUGGGUUAUUCAACAUCAGCUGACGUUAUUGAGCUUAAAGGAAGAGUAGCGUGCGAAAUUAGCAGUGCUGAUGAACUCGUUUUGACUGAAAUGAUUUUCAAUGGGGUGUUUAAUGAUCUUACUGUUGAACAAUGUACUGCUUUACUUAGUUGUUUUAUUUUUCAAGAAAAGGUAUUACUUUCAGAGAUGCCAAAAAUGAGUGAGCAAUUAUCUGGACCAUUACGGCAACUUCAGGAAACUGCCAGAAGAAUGGUAAAAGUUUCUCAAGAUGCUAAACUUGAUGUCGAAAUUGAAGAUUAUGUCGAGUCAUUUAAACCACAAAUAAUGGAUGUUGUUUACUCAUGGAGUAAAGGCGCUUCAUUCUCACAAAUUUGUAAAAUGACAGAUGUUUUUGAAGGAAGUGUAAUUCGUUGUAUGAGACGAUUGGAAGAACUUCUUAGGGCCUGUUUAUAUGGAGCCGAACAGAUGUGUCAAGCUGCUAAAGCAAUUGGAAACACUGAAUUAGAAAAUAAAUUUGCUGAAGGGAUAACGAAGAUCAAAAGGGACAUUGUAUUUGCUACCAGCUUGUAUCUGUAAUAGGCAGUGAAACUAAACGAGCAGAGAUUUUAAGAAAGGAUUGAGGUGUCACAUGGAGUUAACAAGAUGAAGCCCCUGUAAAUGUUUCAUUAUACGGGAUAUCUUAUGGAGAUUGAUUGAUCACCAAUGUUUGUAUAAAUUGUGGAUUAUAACAAUGGAUGUAGAGAGAUACAAAAUGAUAAUGAACCAAUAAUGGUCUUUUAUAUUUAAAAAACUUGAAUUCCUGGACAGAAAAGACGGAGUGAAUUGUAUAAUGUACAUGAUAUACAAACUUCGCGUUUUUCAUAAGUAAACCAAAAUUUUUAUGCGUUAUAAUUAAUGUGUUUUGACUGAGUCAGUCAUUCGUUGUAACCACAUAAAUCGUUGAUUUCCUCAAUUACGAUGUUUCAUUUUGCAAAUUGAUGUGGUGUGAAUUCCCAGGAGCAGA
This is a messenger RNA of Xenia sp. Carnegie-2017, 1327 nucleotides long. RefSeq names its product exosome RNA helicase MTR4-like. Gene Ontology annotation, cellular component: nucleus. The transcript is spliced from 10 exons. Bases 1 to 900 code for a protein of 299 amino acids. Gene Ontology annotation, molecular function: RNA helicase activity. The record is from RefSeq and is a predicted model, not a curated record. Gene Ontology annotation, biological process: maturation of 5.8S rRNA; RNA catabolic process. NCBI's taxonomy places the organism in Eukaryota, Metazoa, Cnidaria, Anthozoa, Malacalcyonacea, Xeniidae.